Messenger RNA from Hyaloperonospora brassicae, 3300 nucleotides. The record is from the annotation of a GenBank genome assembly. Lineage: Eukaryota; Oomycota; Peronosporomycetes; Peronosporales; Peronosporaceae.
AUGGCCGCGCGUGGCACCUUCCUACGGCCAAAGCUCGUGCCCGUGUGCAGCUGUUAUGUGAAUCUUCCGCUUCCAUUCGUGCAGACCUUCUUAGGUGGCUCCGAACGUGUGAGGAACGGGUCGACGAUUCUAGCGCUUUCGUGGGAAACGAUUGAUGGAUAUGUCCAGCGCGUGUGCGUUGGAUGGGUUGGUGGGACUGUGAAGUCUAGUGCGUCGCACAGCGACGUGAUUGAAGUGCCGAUUGAAUUCGCACGUUGUGUGGGGAUUCAGGAUCAUUUGGAAAACACACCACAGCCGUUUGUUAGAGUACAUGUGGUCGAAGCACUGCCCGUUGCUCGGCAGAUGAACGUCGAGCCUUGUACGCCAGACGACUGGGAGUUGAUUCAACUGCAUGCAGGGGAAAUUGAGACCGAGUUGCUUCGACAGAUGUGCGUGGUGAACGACAAGCAAGUGGUCCCGAUUUGGGUCAACAAGAACGCGGUGAUUCGAAUCAGGGCAUCUCUGCCGAACGGAAUAGAAUAUGCUCGGUUAACUCCCGCCUCGGAGAUUAUUGUGGCACCAAAAGAGCGUCAAACGACAAUGAGCGGCUUGAGUCCCGAUUUGUACUAUGAGCAAUCACCGCCACUGAUCAUUCAGGAUGAUUCAGGUGCACUGCAAAACGAUACUGUGGACGAAGUAUGGGUUCAUCCAGAAAGCCUAGCAAUGCUCGACGGCGCGAUUCUCCCAGACACACCUGUCGACGCGCAAGUAGCUCCUAUCGUGGCACUAUGGAGCUUGGUAUCAGAAUCAACGACUCAACACAAUGCGCAGACCGAAUCUGUGAGAGAGCAAAAUGUCUAUUGUGUUGCGAAACUGAAGGCUUCUCGAUACGUUGUACGGAGUCAUGUCCUUCCUAGUCGAUCGAUGUUGGCUACUUUGGGCACCGCAGCGCAUGAAACCGUUUGUGUUCGCGUUGUAAGGCUACCGGCGCUGCCUCCUUCAUCAGUGACGCUAUUGACGAACCUAGAAACCCAAGAUGACGGUCACGCUGCAUUGGCGUGUCAAGUUCAACAGUCAUUUUUACGUUGGAGCAGCUCGACUGAACAAAGCCACGUUGUUAGCUCAGGAUCGGUCGUUCGUCUUGAACUGGACAACGGAGACAUCAUUCGAGCAAUUGCGGACGUCCAGUACGAUGCUGAAGAAGCAUUUAGUGCAGAGCAGCAAGAAGGUGCUCCUGUGGGCGCGCUUGAACAGUACUCUCUUCUUGGUACAAGCAAAGGUGGGCACGUCCUAUCUCCGGGACAAGUAACGGUGCAACGUGCAACUGGGAUCCACAAGCAAGUGCUAGCGGAACUGCACAGGAAAGCUUCGUCGACUCGCACGUACAACUCAUCAAUCUUGGAGCUAUCGCGCAAAGCAAAAUCCUAUGCUGCGUUGAUCAAAGCGGUGCGCCCAGUCUUGUCUCAAGAUGCGUCAGUAGCGCGAGUUGUGCUGGGAACGAAACCGCCCGGGUCUGCCUUGCUCUACGGUGAUCGAGGUAGUGGAAAGACGACCCUUUUGCGUGCUUUAGUGCACGAGGUCCGAACUCGUACUGACUAUGCUGCGUUUGCGACAACUGUCGACUGCCGGGACUUGCGGGGACUGAAAAUGGAGACUGUGAAAUCACGGCUGAGCGAUUUGUUUGAAGUUGCAGCCGCUCACGCUCCUGCUCUUAUCGUCCUGGACAACCUGGACGCGCUCGUGCCUGCAGAAGAUGAGUCUGCAGGUGCGGCCAACGAGCAAUCGCGGCGUAUUGCCGAGUCGCUGCUGAUUCUGAUGCGGCAGAAUAGCCAGCGCAUGCACGAAGCUGCAGUCGAAUUGUGUGCGUCGUUCAAGCGAGAGUGCAAGGUCGUUGAGGGCUGUCCUGAGAUGCAGAAUCGUCCUGCUCGAACAAAGCUGCUUGACGUGGUUGGCAACGCCAUACAGAGCAAAAGUGUGGCAAUUGUUGCAGCUGCUCGGUCUGACAUGAGCAUCCACAAAGCUUUGCGAGGCUGUGGGCUUUUUGACCGCUCCAUUCGAGUGGCUUCGCCAGAUACCGAGCAGCGCGAAACUGUGAUUCGAGAGAUGAUGGAAAUGAAAGUGAGGGAUUUGAACUUCACUGCAAACGGACCGAAGACAUCACGGCAACUUGCGGUCGACCCUAUCAUUGACUUCGGUCAUCUUUCAUCGUUGACGGAAGGCUAUAGUCUUCGUGAUAUGUCAAGCGCCACUGAUCGUGCGUUGCAUCGGACGCUCAAUCGCCUCGCUCUCACGCAACCAGCAAACGAAGAUGGGGUCAGUUUGUUCGUAGAGCAGCGCGAUUUUGAGGAGGGGAUUGAGGAUUUUCAGCCGACAGGGCUGAUCGGCGUGGACCUUUUCAAGAGCUCUAUCAAAUGGUCAGAUGUCGGAGGACUUCAACACGUACGAACGGUCCUUAAAGACACCCUGGAACUUCCCACUCGCUAUGCAAAGUUGUAUGAGAACACACCGCUUAAGCUUCCAGCUGGUGUGCUGUUGUAUGGCCCUCCUGGAUGCGGGAAAACGCUUUUGGCUAGCGCAGUGGCACACGAAUGUGGUUUGAACUUCAUCAGUGUAAAGGGGCCCGAAGUCCUGAACAAAUACAUUGGUGCCAGCGAGCAGGCCAUCCGGGACUUGUUUGCACGUGCUGGCUCAGCAGCUCCGUCCGUGCUAUUUCUUGACGAGUUUGAUUCGAUCGCUCCUCGCCGUGGUGCUGACAACACGGGUGUGACCGACCGGUUGGUGAACCAGUUGCUCACAUUUUUGGAUGGAGUGGAAGACCGAAAGGGUGUUUAUGUGCUAGCAGCUACGAGUCGGCCAGAUAUGAUCGACCCUGCACUCCUUCGACCAGGACGGCUCGAUAAGUCCCUCUACUGCGGCUUUCCAGACCAAGAAGAGCGCUUGGACAUUCUCCGUGCGGUUUCCAGCAACAUGGAUCUCUCCGACGAGGCAGUCGACUACCUUUCUGAGGUUGCGAGUGGCUCAAAGUGCGCUUACUUUUCGGGUGCUGAUUUGCAAGCUAUCAUGUACUCGGCGCAGCUCCAACUCGUGCACGAAAAGCUCAAUGGCGAUACGUCCAAUCUCAUCACCAAGACGCACCUUCAAACAGCACUUGACAGUGCGCACCCAUCGACGUCCGAAGCUGCUCGACUGCACUUUGAGCGACUGUACGCCAGUUUCUCGAGAGCUCGCAAGACGGACUUUGCCGUCGCACAAGCCGAUGUCUCAGCUACGACCGAGUCACUCCAGUCGCACGUCGUCCACCAACGCACCGCUCUCGCUUAG